Messenger RNA from Papilio polytes (common Mormon), 1920 nucleotides. RefSeq lists its product as uncharacterized. The transcript is spliced from 15 exons. NCBI's taxonomy places the organism in Eukaryota, Metazoa, Arthropoda, Insecta, Lepidoptera, Papilionidae. The record is from RefSeq and is a predicted model, not a curated record. Bases 1 to 1920 code for a protein of 639 amino acids.
AUGGAGAUGCUGCUACUCUUAUAUCUGUUACUGAGGCUGCAAGUGAUGGCGACGUCUCCGGCGCUGAUUGCUGAUCUAUCGCUGGCUUACUUCCAAUAUCGGGACGUGCGGCAUCUUUGUUAUAUAUCUUGCAAGACGUUUGCUGAAACUAAAAGUAUAGCCAACAAUUUUAUUGACCAAGGAAUACGGACAUCAGUAGUAAUGAUUGACGACGAAACUAAAUAUCUGGAGCCAGCACUAGGUUCAAACUUUCCUCUUGGAGUAUUUCUGGACGCAUCUUGUACACACGCACAAUCAGUACUUACGGAGGCUUCAAGAAGGAAUUUAUUCGACGCCCUUCAUAUUUGGUUUCUCAUUAACUAUCCAGAAAACAAAACUACGAGUAGUGAAAUAGAUUUGGAAGCUAAACAUUUCUUUUUCGGACUUAAUUUGAGCGUUAACACUGACAUUGUUCUUGCUAACGAUAGAGGAGACUACCAUGAAUUAAUUGAUAUAUUUAAUUACGGCAAAAUUCAAGGCAACGGUUUAGAGUGGAAGCAGAUUGGAAGUUGGAAUGAAAAAUACGGAAUAUUGACAUUUUCAAAUAAUUACAAAUACAAAGAUCGUUGGAAUUUUCACAAUUUAACAUUAAGGGCGGUGUCAGUGAUAUUGGAGCGCCCCGAGGUGUUCAAAGCGACGAUGCUGACAGAGGCGGGCUACACGGCCGGUGUGUCCGCCAUGACAAAGGUGGUCGCACAGCUACUGCACGUGCUUAUACAACAACAUAACUUCAGAUUCAACUACACUAUAGUGGGUCGCUGGAUCGGCUCACCCGAGAGGAACUCCACUUUGGCCGUCACUAAUUCCUUGUUCUGGGGCGAACAAGACAUAUCGUGUACUUGUGCGAGGAUAUUUCCCGAGUGGCUUAAUUGGGUCGAUGUAUUCUUCCCCGCUACAACUACCCUUGAGACGAAGUUCUACUACCUGAUACCGGACAAGGGUGUAGGGGACUACGAGAACCGUUUCUUGACUCCGAUGUCCGUGGGCGUGUGGUGGUGUGCGUGCGCGGCGGGCGCGCUGUGCGUGGCUGUGCUGGCAGCCGGCGCGCGCCUAGAGGCCAGGCCAGAGCCACAUGUGUACGCCUUUUUUAGUGUCUUCGCGACUACUUGCCAGCAAGGGCGACGUCUUAUACUCCUCGUAGUAGGUCUUACAAGCAUGUUGCUGUACAACUACUACACCAGCAGCGUGGUCUCGUGGCUGCUGAACGCCGCCGCGCCCACUCUGAACGACCUGGAUACAUUGAUGAAUAGUGAUUUAGAACUUAUAUUUGAAGACAUCGGAUAUACUCGAGGAUGGCUCGAUAAUCCUGGUUUCUUUUACUACAGCGGUCAUAAAAACCCAAAAGAAGAUGAAUUAAGAAAUAGAAAAGUAAUAAAUGCCAAACGAACUGUACCACUGCUGCAGCCAGUGACCGCUGGAAUAGAACUAGUGCGCACCGGGGGGUAUGCGUACCACACGGAGCCGUACACGGCUUACCAGGCAAUAUCCAAAACGUUCGACGACACAGAGCUGUGCAAGCUGGGAUCACUGCAGAUGAUGCAGCCCGCGCAGGUCUACAUCAUGGCGCAGAAACGAAGUCCCUAUAAGGAGUUUUUUGUUUGGAGUUUAAUGCGUCUACAAGAGCGGGGACACGUUCGCGCGGCGCAGGGCCGUGUGGGGGGGGCCGAGCCGGCUUGCUCGGGGCGAACGCCGCGCGCCCUCGCACUGGGUCAGGCCGCGCCCGCUUUCGCCCUGCUCGCAGAGGCCGCACUGCUCAGCAUGCUCAUCUUAUUUAUUGAAAUAUUGUGGUACAGAUUCACAACAGAAAAAUCAAAGAAGAAACGGAAGCUAGGAAUGCAAAAAACUACCUUCAAGGUCAAAUCAAUUAGGAUCCAAAUGUAA